CCCUGCCCAUCCUGGAUGCGCCGCCGCUGUCUGCCCCGCAGUCUCCCUCAGACAUCACGGAGGACGCUAGCAGCUCCGGCAGCCCCAGCAGGACGCUCCAAACACGGCUGCACAUGUUUUUAAUCGAAGACCAGCCCGCCGAGGAACACCUGAGACAAGAUGUACCACUCUGACCAUGGCGUAGACUUCCCUGACCUCUCCUUCCAAAUCCCUGGCAGCCCUGCAGAGCUGCUCCAAGCUGACAGAGAGUAAAACCAAACCCCACCAGGCUUCAUCCUUCCCCCUCUUCAGCCACUCCCUCCUCCAGCUCCACUCCCAGCCUCCCUCCUCCUGGACCAUGGACAGCCCUCCGAAGCUGUCCGGCGAGACCCUGAUCGUGCACCACAUCCCCCUGGUGCACUGCCAGGUGUCGGGCCAUCGGCAGGGAGGCUGCGGGAGCUCUCUGAAGAGAAGCAACCCGUUCAGCCCGCCGGAGAACCUUGGCUUGAGUCGCACCACUUCCCUCCCGGAGAGAGACGUCCUCCAGAGGGAAGCUCUCCUCUACAGCAGCCUGAUCCAGACUUCCAGCGGCUCCUGGGCCUCCCACACCGGAGGGAGGGAAAGGAAGGGCGGCGGGAGAGGAGGCAGCACGGCGAGCGACGAUUCCUCGUUUACCUCCAGCAACUCGGAGGACCAGUUGAUCACCGCUCACACGUUACCCAGAGCCAAACCCAGGAACAGGAAUCCGCUGCGUCACAAUCCGUUCCUGCUGAACACCGAAGACGACGAGGAUGAGGAAGAGGAGGAGGACGAGGGCGACAACCUCAGCGGCUACCUGGAGGACUCGUCUUUCCACCUCCACAGUGACGCCAACUCCGACGGCUUGGCGCCCUUCCACCUGCACGACCUCGGAUUCGCCUCCGAGCCGUUCCUUUUGCACAGUUUGGUCGGGGGAAGCAGCCGGGAGUCUCUGAGAGGCGUCGCUUCAGAUCUGUCCGCCCACCUGGAGGACCUGGACAUCUUGGGCCUGGACAGCCAGCGGCGCCACGGAAGCAGCGGCUCCAACAUGUCCAUGGACUGCGGGGAGCAGGACUGGGGCGACGACGACGAAGAAGAUGAAGACCACCCGAUGAGGUGCGGUCGAAGCAGCAAGACAGGCUCGUACUCGUCUGGCUCGUCCACCCAGCACUGCUCCUGCUGCGCCCUGUCCCAGAACUACCCCCAGAACUACCCCCAGCACUUCCCCGAGCCUUUCUCCGAGUGCCAGCAGGGCUACGGCAGCGACUCGUCCUGCAACAGCUCCGACGGCGUCCUCGUCAACUUCAGCGCCAUCUACAACAAGAUGAACAACGGCGUCCCGGAGAAGCCGCCGGCCUCCGGAACCGCCAACCUCAACAGCUCCACCGACCACUCCUGCACCUCCUCGGUGUCCGAUCUGCACCAGCGGGACUCGACCGGAGGAGCCUUCUACCUGGACCUGCACACCUCCCCGACCGAGCCGCCGCCGUCCCACCAGCAGCCCUCCUUCCCCCUGAUCCGGGAGCCUCACCUGUCCACCUCCUCCACCUGCUCCUGCUCCGUGGAGCACCAGGGGCUCCUGGACCUCGACGCCAACUGCAACUCCUUCCACCCGCCUCCUCGUGCUGGAUCCUCGGGCGACCUCGCCUCCUGCCUGCAGAGUCAGGCCCGGCUGGUGGUUGCCACCCAGAACUACUACAAACUGGUGACCUGCGACUUGUCGUCCCAGUCGUCUCCGAGUCCAGCAGGCUCCUCGGUCAACAGCUGCUCCGACGAACACAGCAAAGGAAGCCCAACGCCGACUCAGCCCAGCGAGUACUUCUUGUUCAGGCAGCGGGCCGACGAGCAAGGCGUGGAGGAGGAGGACGAAGAUGGAGAGUCAUCCAGGCGAGAUGAUGAUGACGACGAUGAUGAGGAGGAGGAAGAAGAGGAGAGGAAGACGAAGGAGGCAGCCGGUGCUGCUGAAGCUUCUAACACCAUGAUCGAAGGUCAGGUUUACGUGAACGUUUCCCCUCCGAUGGCGGGUCGGGGGGGGAUCGGCGCCGCCUCGGGAAGCCGUCCACGAUCCCGCAGCUACGACCGCAACCUGGACAAAUCCCCGUCUCCUCGGCUCGGCUCUUUAGAGCGCAUGCUGAGCUGCCCGGUCCGGCUCAGCGAGGGCUCCGCCCCAGCGCCGCCGCCGCCCCCCAGGGUCACCUCCUUCGCGGAGAUCGCCAGGAGCAAACGCAGGAACGGAGGUAACGGAGGGUCGCCGUCCACCAAGGCGGCGGCGGUGGACCCCUUCUCCUCCACCUACUCCACCCACUCCCACUCCUCGGUGGAUUUCUCUCCGAUCCUGGAGCAGCGGGUCGAGGCGGACAGUCAGCUGUCACCCACACCGUUCACCAGGUGUUACAGUCAGGGCAGCAUCGAGAGACACCUGGAGGGGGCGAGAGAGACCCGGGCCAAGGGUGAAGGUGGUCUCUCCACGUCCUCCGACAGCCGCCCGGCGGUGGUCCGCUACUCUAAGGACCAGCGACCCACCACUCUGCCCAUCCAGCCCUUCACCUUCCACCACCAGUUCUCCUCCAAACCCCCCCAGCCCAAGCCCCUGCUGCCCCUGCUGACCGGCUACGUCUCUGGGAUGCAGGCUCGCUCCAGCUCGGGUUCCGGCUCCGGUUCUGGAGGUCCGGUCGGGGAGGACGGUGAAGACGGAGCUGAAAACAGAUACCGGGGUUCCCUCGGCACAGCGGCUCCUCCUCCAGGGUCGGUCCGGCCUUCGCCUCUCGGCAGCUACUCCCCGGUCCGGCUCCAGGGGGCCCCCAGCUCUGGGACCUGCUCCACCUGCAGCCCCAGUCCUCAGCCCACCCACAGCCUCUCCUGCCCCCUUUCUGCAGGCCUGGGACCCCUGCACACCCCACCCACAGUGAAACAGGGAGGCGGGUCGGCGCCGUUGCCCCUGACUCCUCCUCCUUCCUCCCUGGGGGCGAAGAGAGGGGCGGUGCCUCCGAUGCUGCCGGCGGUUCAGGGACACUGUUUCCACCGAGGAUCUCUGUCCAGUUUACCGUCACUCCACAGCGACACACUGAGCCCACUGGGCUGCCUGGACUCUGGAAAACAUGCAGAGGGAAGCAAAGGACCCGGAGCCCGGACUCAUAAUGCGCACCACCUCUCUCCUCAGGCUCUCAAAUGGAGGGAGUACCGGCGCCGAAACCCUCUGGGGGUGGAGAGGGUAUCUGGGGGCCACUCCUCUGGUGGAUCGGGCCCCUUGUCUGGCAGCCUGGAGGCCAGGAAGGGUGGGGGACCCAGACCGGCCCGACGCAAUGUGUUCGAUUUCCCUUCCACCCACUCUGGCCACUCGCUGGGACGCCUCAAUGUCGGUCAGUCGGCGAAGCUGCAGCAGAGCUACAGCGACUUCCUGCCCGAUUAUUUCUCCCUGACGGAGAAACCUCCAGAGGAGUUCUGCCUCUCCCCGGACGCCUCCACCUCCUCUUCCUCCUGCUCUUCAUCACAGUCGCAGAUCUCCAUUGACCUGACGCAGAAGAGAGGUUUGGUUAAAGCCGUGAACACAGCGGUGGAUCUGAUCGUGGCUCACUUCGGCACCAGUAGAGACCCGGACGUAAAGGCUAAACUGGGGAACAGCUGGGUGAGUCCCAACGUGGGUCACCUCAUCCUGAAGUAUCUUUGCCCGGCGCUGCGUGAGGUUCUGCAGGACGGACUGAAGGCCUACGUCCUGGAUCUGAUCAUUGGACAGAGACGCUGUCAGCCCUGGAGCCUGGUGGAGGCGUCCACACAGCUGGGUCCAUCCACUCGUGUUCUCCACAGCUUGUUCUCUAAGGUGAGCCAGUACUCGGAGCUCACAAGCCACAGCAUGAGACUGAACGCCUUCAUCUUCGGUCUGCUCAACCUGAAGUCUUUGGAAUUCUGGUUCAACCACCUCUACACACAUGAAGAUAUCAUAGCAGCACACUACAGCCCGUGGGGUUUCCUUCCCCUCUCUCAGGGAGCCUGCCAGCCUCUGUUUGAAGAGCUCCUCCUCCUGCUGCAGCCGCUGUCGCUGCUCCCCUUUGACCUGGACCUGCUGUUCGAGCCUCACCUCCUCCAGAAAGGCCAGGAGCAGCUCCGUCGCAAGGAGCAGCUGUGCUCCGCCGGCCGCUCCAGCCGCUCCACCUUCCAGCUCAUGAGGGGCUGGAGCGCCACCGUCAGCGAGAUGGUCCGAGACUCCGGCGCCGAGGCCAGGAAGGAGAGGACGGGGCUGAGGAGGGAGGGGACGUGGCCGAGGAUGGAGGUGACCGGGAGAAGAGACGGAGGAGCGAAAACAAGGUUGAGGAAAGACGGAGCGACGACCGAGAGCAUGACGGAUGAUCCUGGUAGCAGAGCGACGGGGAUGGAAGUAGGGUUUGCCGAUCUGUGGAGGGAGAGAGGGAUGGAGGGGCAGAGGGUGAAGGGAGUCGGGCAGGAGAGCAGUGCAGAAGGUGAGGAUCUACAGGACAGGAGGAAGGGAGUUGCCGUGGACGACGAGCGGCAGCGGCAGGACAGGCAGGCCGGGUGGUGGUACCAGCUCAUGCAGUCCUCCCAGGUCUACAUCGACCAAUCCACGGAGGGCUCCAAGUUCGUCAAAGCCGAGAAGAGGAAGAGGUCUUCAGAGAGGCGGCAGGGACAAGCGCCGCCCACCAGAGAGGGCGUGGUGGAGGGAGCCGAGUCCAGCCAGGAGGGCGAGAUCAGGAAAAGCUCCAGCAGCGAGUCGGCCGGAUCCAGAGGGAGGCCUUCGUGGAUGGGAAGCCCCCCAGAGUCUGUCCUCACCCAGGAGAAAGACUCGGAUCCUCCGGAGGCUCCAGGGACCGGAGCUCAAGCUGCAGCCCAGGAGGAGAGCCCCUCGCAGGGACAGAGUCUGCGCUGGGGGAGGCUCUUCGGCUCCAGCCUCGGUUCUCCUUUGAGAGCAGAGGGGGCUGAACAGAAGGUGAAAACCCAGAAGACCAGGCCUCCGUCAGGUUGGCUCGGUUUGGACAGAUCUGUUCUUGGCCUCGUGGCUCAGACUCUUGGAGGAGGAAGUGGAAAGAAGACAGAAAAUCCUGUUUCACCAAGUCACUCUCAAACCACAGCUUCAACAGCAUCCAAGCGCCCGAGUGAAGCCAUACAACAGUCAACGUGUGAGGUCCGAGCGUUGUGCCACCACAUAGCCACCGAGCCCGGCCAGCUGAGCUUCAACAAGGGCGACAUCCUGCGAGUUCUGAGCAAAGCCGAUCCCGACUGGCUGCUGUGUUCUCUGGGCUCCACCCAGGGUUUGGUUCCCAUCAUCUACGUCACCCUCAGCGGCAUGGACGACAGCCAGGACGCCGCCGGACCGGAGCGGUGCUGAGGAAAUAAUCCAAAAGACGAAGCUCUGGAGACGAAGGCUAUCCCUGCCACUUAGUUACUGUUUUUGGCUGUACUUUGGGACGGAUUCCUGACAAACUUUGUAGAAAAAAAUGCAGAAGAUGUACAGACACGUGCGAGGAAAGCAUGCAGGCUCAACCACAAACUCAUAUCUGCUUCAAGAUCAGACAGAGUAUGCAUGCAUACAUCCAGAAACCAAAAGACCAGAAACAAACCCAAAGACUCCAACUUGUUUCUCUGCGUCCGACUGGCUUCACUCUGUGACCGUCCAGUCUGUAGAUCAUCCAUCUCUACUGUCAACAAACCAGAGGAGACGGUAAUCUUCGCUCUAUGAUAUACUGCAAACCAUGACUGGCUGCACUUUGCUGUUCUGUCUGUACAUUCACCUCGCUGUGCCACACCUGAACACAGCGCUCAGUUUCUGCCCUCAGCCUGGUCUGGUGUCCUGUGGCUUACUUAGUGCUGAAUUCAUUCACAUAGAGGCCGGUUAAUCUUUGCUUUUUUUGGUUUUUAGGAUUUAAGGUGGGUAUAUAGAAGCAAAAAAUGAACUUUCUGAUCCAUGACUCUAGUAACAGAGAAUUUGAGAGUAGAAUUUCACACUGGAGUUUGUUUUAAAAGCUUUUUAACCAUUUAAAGUGAAAAGGAAACAAAAAAAACGGGUUUUCAUUUGUCCAUCUGUCUGAUUUGAUCACUGUUUAUCAAAGCCUGUUUCUUUGGAGACGACUGAAUGAUUGAAUGGAUGUAUCGACCACAGACUGCAUAGAAAAGAUGGAUGGAGCUGCUGUGACGUCACUCAUUGGUUUCUGGUUGAGUUUGAAAUUAGGCUUUCACUGUCUUAGUUUUUUUUUUUAAAGACUACACAGUACCAUAUGCUGGCGACCUGUCAUGGUACAAGUCCACAAGCUCCACCAUUUCUACACUUACCAUUCAUUGUUGAUGUAAACAGCCCUGCAGUGCAUGUUGACUUUGAAAAGAUGGCUCAUCAUGUUGGAUGCUCCUCGUUGCAUAAAACUGAGGACUAUUUUAUGCAAAUCAGAGGCAUCUUGCAUGACUCUUUGCCUUUACAAACUACCCUAAAAGACUUUUAAAGUAACCACUGUUGGUUUAAAAUGAGUAUAAAUUAAGUAGCUGCACACCUUAUUUCUCAUUUUUGUGAACCCCUUUAACAAUAAUAAGCCAAAGUUUCCAAACAAGCUAACAUGUUGGUCCAGUUUGAAAUGCUGCAAGUCAAGCGUCCGUCCAAUCAGGUGCAACCGUUGAUUAUGCAGUUAUCAGGAUGUAAUCUGUAUUGGUUUCCUGUUGGAGAAAACCUGUCUAAACUGUCAUCUAUUGUAACGCUGCCUAGUUGUAGGGCCGUAAAGCAUCCAAUGCUGUGACUUGUAAACCCUUUGGACACUUACUAUCAGUCACAAAGUAGCCACGACCUAAAAGCUACCCUGCUUUAUCGUCUAUGUUCUUCUAAAUUCGUCAAUAAUUUACAAAAUAAACAUCAUGCUGUACUGAAGGAGACUUGAAACUAGCAAUUGGGACCAGAAAUGUAUCAGGAAAAUGUUCACAGAGAGAGUAAAUCAAGUGAGAAGUAGGUUCAUUUUCCCAUAGACUUCUGUAAAAUCAGAUUUCUUUCUGCAGCCAGAAGAGUCGCCCCCUGCAGACUGUUAGAAGGAAUGCAGGUUUAUAGCACUUCUGUGUUGGCUUCGCUUUUCAAACCUGGAAACAACAUCCAUCUUAUAUAAACUGUAUAAAACUAUGGUUGACACAAGCGCCUGAAAAAUGAAGCCAACAUAGGAGUGUCAACAACUGCAGUUCCACAAAUGUCCACUAGAGGCUGGAGUCAGUCUCCUUAGACCUCCAUGUUAAAACAUCCAACUUUACAGCGGAAAUAAACAUGUUUACAGCCUGGAUCAAAAGAUGGUUUCGGUCUGUAGAGCUAAUUUCCCCUUUCAUGACAACUUUAUAGAUGGAUAAUGUUUAAAUAUCUCACCUGUUUUGAUUUUAUUAAGACUUAAAGUUAUGCACAAUUACCGUCAAUGUUUGCAUAGCUCCACAUCUUGGCUAAUUUUUAUGUUAGCUUGGAGUUAAGAGGAGUCGAGGUGACGUCACAUACAGUUCGUCCAUCUUUAUCUACAGUCUGAGUUGACGCUGUUUGAUAGCAUGUAACCUCACAAAAAUCUCUUUCCUGUUUCACAUGUGCUCAAACUCAAAUCCAAGAGGACGGCUUUUGAGGACAAACACAAUCGAGCAAGUUGGUACAUUCUGUAAAUGCAUAUAUGACUUAAUAUGAGGUUUAUUUAUUUAUUGACCUGUUUGAUUAACCGACGGAAGCAUCUAAAUGGACAGAAAACAGGGAGGUCUGUGGGGAAAUUCUUCAAAACUAAUUAGUUCCUUGUUAAGCAUUUAAAAAGGGGUUAAAAAAAAAAAACUCUUCUAUGCCUUAAAGUGCUUGAAGGAAAAAGAGGCAGACGCCCAGCUAGCGAGAUAUUUGUCCUGAUUUUACAGUAUAUUUUCUAUAUGCUACGACGUGACACUUUCCCCAGAUCCGUGUCUGCACAGAUGCUUGGGAGGAAAGUAUUGUGAAGAAAUAGAGAUCUAUGGUGAUAUUUUUGUGAUGCUUAAAGGGAAACCGCCGACGCAUUUCAUGUAGGCGGCUUUACGGGCGCCGCUAACUGUCGCGCCCAGGUGUAAAAAACGUGGCCUUAGGUUCAAAACGAGACGACAAAGAACAAAAAAAAUGACGGCUGUAUACAGUAAACCUGGAUAGACUGUAUUCACAUGACCAGUCCAAAUAUUACACAUUACAAGGUGGUAAAGUCUAUGUACAUUUAUUAAAUAAAUGAAUGCUUGUGUAUUUUUGGAGAAUCUUACAUAGGAUAUAAUUUUACCAUUUUUUUUCUCUUUUUGUUGCAUUAUUGUACAGUUUUUAUGAUUUUUAACAUUUAAUUUCAACCUCUCAUCGGCGUGUAAAUAUAUUUAAAUCAUGCAACGGUUAAGUUUCUGCCAUAGAGCUAUAUGUAUGAAUGUCAUUAAUGCAUUUUACGUUAACUACGGAAAGCAAGUAUAAGCUUCAGUUUCACCGCUAACAACCUGCUGACUAUAAUACGGAGUUUCAGAGGCAGUUUGCUGUUGGUUGAGUUCAAAAACACAAAGUAGUAGAUUAAAACCAGAGAGGCUCAGGGGGUCAGAGGCAAAGACAGGCUCACUUUUAACUAGAUUCGCUGAAAUGUUGUGCAUUAAAAGUAGAAGAGGCAUCGAGGAGAGGAAGAAAGAAGGACGGUUUGUUCCUUGUUUCCUUCUCUCUGGCCUGUUUUCUCUGUGCUUUCUCUCUGCCGGCUGCCUCCUGCCUGUAAAUACCUUCAGCAUCAGUGACACUGCUCUUCUCUCUGUGUCCGGCUAUAUGAUGUGUACGUACGACAUUAUCAAACUACUAUGGAUGUUAAAUAACAAAGUGCUCAUGUGAUCACAAACUCA
Molecule: messenger RNA, 8817 nt
Organism: Amphiprion ocellaris (clown anemonefish)
Lineage: Eukaryota; Metazoa; Chordata; Actinopteri; Pomacentridae
Gene: rusc2
Product: RUN and SH3 domain containing 2
Exons: 13
Coding region: 338-5335 (1665 amino acids)
Cellular component (GO): cytoplasmic vesicle
Molecular function (GO): protein binding
Source: RefSeq, a predicted model, not a curated record